Molecule: messenger RNA, 2208 nt
Organism: Penicillium macrosclerotiorum
Lineage: Eukaryota; Fungi; Ascomycota; Eurotiomycetes; Eurotiales; Aspergillaceae
Product: transcription factor TFIIIC subunit TFC6
Exons: 2
Coding region: 1-2208 (735 amino acids)
Biological process (GO): transcription by RNA polymerase III
Cellular component (GO): transcription factor TFIIIC complex
Molecular function (GO): protein binding
Source: RefSeq, a predicted model, not a curated record
AUGGCCUCCACUCGUCGGUCAGGUCGCGUCAAGGGCCCAAGGACGGUUUAUAUCGAGGAUCCAUUUGAGUCAGCCGGAAUAAGUGAUAACUCCGGCUCCGAAAAGCCCAGCCUGACGGCUAAGAAGAAGGGCAAGCGCCGACAACGGGACGAUUCCAGCUCCGAUGAGGAGUUCGUUGCCCCCGCUUCUGAGGAAGAGAAUGAUGAUAGACCUGAGGGUGGCGAUGACUCAGAAGCGGCAGAUGAAGAAUUCGGCACCAUUCAUGAUGACGUUGAGGCGAUGGAUGUCGACAGGCCAAAGGUGACCCCCAAGAGGAAGCCGAAGCGAGCCUCCCGCGCUCGGGGUACAAAAACUGAAAAUGGUGGCACCACGCCGUUACCAUUUUGGCAGGCAAAGACUGCUGCAGACGAAACACAUUCACGUGGUGUCGUGGAUGCCAAGGAACAUGUCUCAAAGGUCAUGCAUUACAUGACCACAUUUGGCUCCGACGACCGAGAUCUGCUCUCUGCUGUUUAUGGGCGAGACCGAUGGGCCCGAGGCGUAGAUUCUUGCUUUCCCACCCGCUUUUCCCUGGAUGAAUCUAAGAGCGGCCCAGACUAUGAGUAUGGUCCAACACACGGUGUUGCUCCGGGCGAUAUGGAAAAGGAGAGAACUUCUGGCUGGGACUGGUAUUACGACAAGGAUAUUGGUGGAAGAUUCCGCAAAAGACAACGCGUCGACCCGAAGCUCAAGGAGGCAGAUGCCCGCCGGAAAUAUCUACCAACUCCAAGAAAGGAGAAAUAUACUGCGUUCAUUGGCCCUCUCGACAACCAGCAACCUGUUCAUCUAGGCCAUCAUGAAGUCUACAACUAUGGUGACGCUUGGCCAGAAGCCAAAGUUCAAAGAAGUGACGGUGCGGGGUCGAAGGCUCGCGAAGGGUGGCUGAUGAAUUUUGGACAGAAGAUUCAAUGCGUGGCAUGGGCACCUAACCAAGACAGUCUUUCACAAUAUUUGGCUGUGGUGACUCCAAUUACGAAUGAACAAAAAAAGAAAUUUGACAGCCCAGAAAAUGAUCAUCCAUCAGCAUUUCGACCACUACCGUCUUACCCUUGCGCUUUACAAAUAUGGGAGUUUCAGGGCAAAAAGGCUGGCAAAAUCACGGAUACCCUCGACAUGAGUAAAAAACCACGACUUCGGCUGACUAUAUGCACCGAUUGGGGAGAUAUUCGCCGUAUAUCGUGGUGUCCAAUGCCUCGCGAGAAACGAGAGGAAGAUGAUAAAGACGGGUCGAAGAAUUUAGGCUUAAUUGCUGGUAUUUGGGGCGAUGGAAAAGUACGAGUAUUGGACAUCAAAUUAGGGCGGAGUGAAAAGCCAGAAUUUGUUAAAUUUGACUCGCCAGUCUUUGAAGCUACGUCUUCGUCGCCAUCAAAUGUCUGUACGUGCUUGACAUGGCUUUCUCCAAAUGACAUUGCGGCAGGGAUAUCGGAUGGAUUUGUCGGAAUUUGGAGCAUUCUACCUUCGUCUGAACCUACACUCAAGCCUUGGUUUUAUCGCCCAAUUCACGCGUCGUUUGUGCUGAGCAUCACAUCCGCAUACCCGGAUAAUCCUCAUCUCGUUUCUACCAUCGCUAUGGAUGGCGAAACUAAGCUCUGGUCCAUUCUUGACCCUCAGAUUGAGACCACCUCGGCGGGUCGUAUGCGCCAGGCAGCUCUUCACGUUAGCUACUCCCCACUGCUUCAUUGCAUCUUCUCUAGUGACGAGAACGACUACUGUCGGAUGUUGCCAAUUCGUCGGUUCUAUGGCACGACCUUCUGCGGCCAAGUUCCAAGUACGGUGACCUCUCUCGCACCAUGUAGUUCAUGGCAUCCUUGUGUCCUGUACGGUGGUGCUGGUGGGCAAGUCGUGGGCUCCAACCCCGUCCGGCGACUUCUCUAUGCCAAGGAACAGCACUGGCAACAGACCUGGUUCUCCCACGAAUGGGUUCAGGGCACCGACCCGCACGGUCCUGGUAUCAGCCGAUUUUACGACGGUUUCCGGGCGGAAACACAGAGUCUGGCUCGGAACCUGACGGGCGAGAAACGACCCGUCCUAGGCUCCUCUCUCACCACUGUCCAUGAUGAAAGCACACAUGUCGCUGCGCUGGGAUGGAACCCCAACCACUCAAAUGCGGCAUGGGCCAGCGCUGGACUGGGUUGUGGCCUGUUGCGGGUGGAGGAUCUGGCCAUCUGA